AUGAGAAGAAAUGAGAAAGAGCAAUUGGGCGGAGAUUGGAAAAAAGGGAUGAAGGAAAAUGGAUGGUGUAGAAAAAGGGAAGAAUCCCAUAAAAUGAGUGAAGAUCAAUAUUACUACCACGAUUCGAGGUAUUUGGAAGCCUCUUCUCCUACAAAUAGACAUGACGACAAUCGAGAGAGCUCCACAUCCGGUUACCAUUCCAGCCCCCGUCCGCCACGAACAGUUCCUCGUGACGAAUCUCCAAUUCCGGAUACUGAACCAAUAUCUGUAUCCGAAUUCUCAGAUGCACACGGAGUUCCUCUUUUCCGAACUCCUCCACCGAAACGACGAGCUCAAAAAGAGCAGAAAACGAAUGAUGACGAUGAUGAUGAUAAACAGUCUUACGUGUAG
Molecule: messenger RNA, 390 nt
Organism: Caenorhabditis remanei
Lineage: Eukaryota; Metazoa; Nematoda; Chromadorea; Rhabditida; Rhabditidae
Exons: 3
Coding region: 1-390 (129 amino acids)
Source: RefSeq, a predicted model, not a curated record